Molecule: messenger RNA, 2327 nt
Organism: Exaiptasia diaphana
Lineage: Eukaryota; Metazoa; Cnidaria; Anthozoa; Actiniaria; Aiptasiidae
Product: TBC1 domain family member 19
Exons: 24
Coding region: 29-1663 (544 amino acids)
Source: RefSeq, a predicted model, not a curated record
CUUCCUUUGGUUUGCCUUGGAAACAAAAAUGGCGGGCGAUACUAUUACAGAUUCAGACGAAAUUCAGUGGCUGACUGAAGUUUUGCAAGACUCGUCCCUUUUCACAAAACUUAGGAAGGAUUUACAAAGAGAAGUUUCGAAGUCUUAUGUUCCUUUAAAUCAAAAUGAUAUGAAGAAGAGCCUAGAGAAAUACAUCAAAGACUCUGGAUGGGAUAUUACUCUACAAAAUGCUGUUUAUAGAGAAAUCAAAGUCAAUCCUAUUCCAAAAUUAGAUACUCCUGACUUUGCUGCAAAAGAGCCACUGCAAUUUAUUAGGAAGGCCCAGGCUACUUGGGAGAAAAGAAUUGUUAAAAGCAUCAAUAGCAUGUGUACAGAACUUAGUCUUCCUCUUGCUACAAAGCGUUCUGCAGUAGAACAAGCAAGCAUAUCAUCAAAGUUUCAGACUCUUGGAAGUGAUCUAGAUGAGAAAGAGUUUGAAAGAAUAAAGCCUGUAUAUGCUCCUAAAGACUUCUUUGAGGCAUUGAUUGCUGUUGAGAAUUCAAACUUUGUGCCACUUCAAAAAACUCCUAGUUCCAUUAAAGGAUGGGGUUUGAUUCAAGUCAACCUUUAUGCAAAAAGUUUAGAUGAACUGAGGUGUGAAUACCAAGAACUUGAUCCAGGCUUAAAUCAAUGUGGUGUAGAUGAUGCGCCAAGCAGUUCAACAGUCGAUGUAUUUGAAAGUGAUUGGCCUAAACUAGGAAAGAAAGUUAUUCAGAAUGGAAGUGCAAUUGCUGCUCGUCAGUAUGCAAAGAAUGGCUGCCCAUCAGGUUUACGAGGCCAGAUUUGGCAACAGAUUCUCUGUUUAGAUGUUGAUGAUGUGGAUCUGCUAUAUUUCAAUCAACUCAAGACAUAUGUCAUUCAACACAAAAUGCUGGUUGAUAACCUAGUUAUGAAGGAUAUCCGAAUGACAGCAACCAAUGAUGAUGAUUACUUUGUAUUUGAGGACCUGCUAUAUCAGGCACUUUUAGUAUUCACGAGGGAUACUGCUGUCCUCAGACAUUUCCAUACAACAUGUGCAAACCCUCCCAAGUCAUACAUCAAAGGAAAACUCGGAGUUCAAGAGUAUGCUGUGUUACAUCCACCAAAUGGUGUGAUUCCAUUUCAUGGAUUUUCUAUGCACGCUGCUCCAUUGUGUUACAUCUGUUCUCAUGCUCCAAGGUUAUACUUCCUCUUCAGAGAAUUGUACACAAGAUAUUUCUUCAGAUUGCAUACUAUGUCUUCACAUCCACAGGGUAUUAUGUCCUUGUGUGUUUUAUUCGAAAGACUUUUACAAACACAUGAACCAUCAUUGUUUUAUCACUUAAAGAAUGUGGGGGCUCCGCCAUUGAGACUCGUGUUCAAUUGGAUAGUGUACGCGUUUUCUGGCUAUCUUUCAACAGAUCAGGUUUUAUUGCUAUGGGACAGAAUCCUUGCCUACGAUUCUUUAGAAGUACUACCAGUGCUCGCCAUGGCCAUCUUGUCAUAUCGUCGAUGCAAUUUAAUGGAAGUUACUAAUCUGCAGACAGCACAGACUGUACUAGCGGACAUCUCAACACUGAACGCCAUUGCUCUCCUUCAGUAUGUUCUGUUUCUAAAGCAAUACGAUACUUCGUUUGUUCAUCAUGGAUUUAAGACAACUACAUGACAAUCACCGAUAUCUGAUGUGAUGAAAUAAACGUGCUGAUCCCCGGGCAAUACCGGAGGAAUUUGCAUUUUAGCAAUGGCCGGCAAAUCCAAGAAGUAUUUACCAGCCCUUAGAGGAAAAAAAAAUACUUGAACUCACUAAUGACGGAUUCACUGUUCCAUAUACCAACUGAAUUUUAUAGUUUAGGACUUGCUCCCAAAAACGCAUUCAAAUAUUGAUAUUUGUGCAUGUAAUAAUUUCCAUUUUCAAUUAAGUGGAAAAUUUUAGAAUGACGCUAUUUCAAAAGAAUGAAAGCCAUGGUAACUGCAGAAAGAAAUCUCAGAAAGUAUAAAUCAAUUCUGCGUGUCGUAGAAAUCAAGUUACAUGUCGCGUAUAGACAAACUCACUUGAGAACAAAAGAAAGCACGAAAAAAACUUUCAACGCACGAAAAAAACUUCCCACAUUUGAUUUCACACAGGACUUUGAGCCUUCUCAGUGAAAAUCGAGCUUAGCCUCAAUUUUGAGAAAAAUGCAAAUUUGUAGGGCUAUUGUAAUGACUUUUGGAAGGUCUCAACUAAAGCAGCGAUCGCUCGCUUUGAACGGGAAAAAUAGGCGUAUGACGUAUCGUGUACCCUGGAGGCAUUUGUCGAUUGUAAAUAUUAAAAUAAUAUUCAAUUUUAUCAA